Molecule: messenger RNA, 1089 nt
Organism: Strongylus vulgaris
Lineage: Eukaryota; Metazoa; Nematoda; Chromadorea; Rhabditida; Strongylidae
Source: the annotation of a GenBank genome assembly
AUGGGCCGCGUUCCUAUCAUGCCGAGCAUAAGCUUUUGCGAAGGUUUGGAAAAUGAGCAGUUCGACAUGGCGCUUGUGCAUACUCCACGUCAGGCGGUAAACAGAGACACAGUAGUAUUUCGUCCACAGAAUUAUGUUGAAAAAGCAGCCCUUAAUAGGGGUUGGCUAGAUUCAAGCAGAUCGUUGAUGGAACAAGGCGUUUUUGAGGGAGAUGUCGUUUUGCUUCGUUUCAAAUAUAUGACAUUCUUCGAUCUGAAUCCGAAAUAUGAUCCUGUUCGCAUCAAUCAACUAUAUGAGCAAGCAAAAUGGUCAAUCCUGUUAGAUGAAUUUGAUCACACAGAAGAAGAAGCAUCCUUAUUUGCCGCAUUGCAGUUGCAAGCCACGCUUCAGCGUGACUCUCCAGAACCGGAGGGUCCGACAAAAGAUGAUGUAGACAUGAUGCUGGAUGAAUUGGAACAAAAUUUGGAUGCCGCCGCUCUUGGACGUCGUUCUGAUUUAAUGCAAGUACCAGAACUUGCCGACUACCUUAGAUAUAUGAAGCCUAAGAAAUUAGCCGCAUUCAAAGGAUUCAAGCGAGCCUUUUUUUCGUUCCGUGAUUUAUAUCUCAGCUACUAUCAGAGUUCAUCGGACAUUAAUCAACCACCCCUGGGUCACUUCUCACUCAAAGGUUGCGAAGUUAGUCCAGACGUGUCGGUUUCCCAAGGUAAAUACCAGAUUAAGCUACUGGUGCCUACUGCAGAAGGAAUGACUGAUUUUGUACUCAAAUGUGACACGGAGCAUCAGUAUGCUCGAUGGAUGGCAGCAUGUCGUUUAGCAUCUCGUGGAAAGUCAAUGGCUGAUUCUUCUUAUCCACAAGAGGUUGAAAACAUCAAAAAUCUUCUGCACAUGCAGAACACCACAAAUGGACGAAACGAAAAUACUGCUACGCGUCGUGCUGCUCCAGUCAAACUUCCAAACGAUUUUAAUGUAGAUGAAUAUGUUUCGCAAAGAUACGUACGAAAAGCAAGAAGCAAACAAGCGGUUUAUAAUUUAUCGAAUCUCAGCUACAACAACGCGUUGCUGAUGCACAUGCUAAUGUGCGACAAUUAA